Molecule: messenger RNA, 942 nt
Organism: Mycena indigotica
Lineage: Eukaryota; Fungi; Basidiomycota; Agaricomycetes; Agaricales; Mycenaceae
Exons: 3
Coding region: 1-942 (313 amino acids)
Source: RefSeq, a predicted model, not a curated record
AUGCCCACUCUCGCACAAGCUCUCAAACUCAACGCUGCAUUUGCAUCCAAGCACGCUCGCCUCAAACCCACCGCGCUCUUUGUCGGGGGCACCUCUGGCAUCGGACAAGCGCUGGCCCAGCGGCUCGCCCACCACACUCAGGGAAACACCCAUAUCCUCCUCGCAGGGCGCAACGCUGACGCUGCGCGAGUCAGCAUCGAUUCGUUCCCCAAAGUCGCCAACCACCAUCACGAGUUCCUCCCCUGCGACGUGUCGCUCAUGGGCAACGUUCGCUAUGCGUGCUCCACACUGCUUGCGCGGCAGCACACGGACCUUCCCCGCCUCAACUUCCUCGUGCUCUCCCCGGGAUUCUUCACUGUGUUCAGCAACCGUGACCCCACGGACGAGGGCAUCGACAAGAAACUCGCUGUGCUCUACUAUGCACGCUGGCUGUUCAUCCAUUCGCUCCUCCCUCUCCUGCAGAAUGCGGCUGCGGCGGGCGAGCCAGCGCAUGUCUACUCGGUGCUUGGGGCGGGAACGGGCAGCAGCAUUGACUGGGACGAUCUCGGGCUGAAGAAGCGCUAUGGGGCGGUGAAAGCUGCAAUGGUGGCGGCGACGUAUACAGAUUUGGCGAUGCAGAGGUUUGCUGCACAUAAUCGUACCGUUCAGUUCACGCAUGCCUUCCCCGGCCUUGUCCGCACCCCGAUGAUGCUCCCGAAGACGUGGCCACUUAAGCAGUUCGGGCCGCUCAUUUCCAUGGCGUCGAGACCGUUCACGGUGGCUCCAGAGACAUGCGCUGAAUACCACCUUUCUGCGCUCUUCUCUCCAACGGACACGACCGCCAAUUUCGUUCGACGCGGCGCAAAAGGAGACGAUAUCGGGUACGGGCCUGCGGAUGAAGACCACGUGGAGACUUUGUGGGAGCACACUGUCCGUGAAAUUGGGGCCGUGGAGUCUCCGUAA